Molecule: messenger RNA, 3919 nt
Organism: Paramecium sonneborni
Lineage: Eukaryota; Ciliophora; Oligohymenophorea; Peniculida; Parameciidae
Source: the annotation of a GenBank genome assembly
AUGUAAAAUAGCAUUGAUGAAUUCGAAUUUAGAAUGAAUGAGUUUUCAGAACUUUUGAAAUAGGAUUUAUUUACAAAAGAUGGUAAUCAGAAAUUACAAAAUGAUUGUAAAUAUUUUGCUAAUCUUUUUGCUGAUUUACUUAGAGAAAAUUAUAAAUUGAAAGAUUAGAUCAUUGAGCAUUUAAGAUAAAUUUCAGGUAAUGUAGAAUAUUAAAUAAGUUUACAGAGAAGAGCUUUAAAAGAUAACAUUUGAUGUUAAUUAAACAACUAAUGAAGAUAGAAAAUUUUCAAAAGAUAUGGCAUCUAUUGAAUUGUUGGUAAAAUAUUUGGUUGAAGAUUAAAGAUAUUUUUAUGUUGAAAAAGAAAAAAUGUUAAAUGCUAUGAAAUUAAAGGAAGAGGAAUUUUUAAAACUUAAAGAACUACAUCUUUUAGAAAUUAAGGAUAUUGAAUAAUAAUAUCAGAAUCAAAAAAAUAAAUGGAAAAAUAGAUUUAGGUAAUAAGUCUAAGAUGGUUAAGAUAAUAUUUAAUAAAUAAGACUAUUAGAAGAAAAAAUAUUAUAGUUAAAUUAAGAAAUAGAACUUCAUUAGUAGAAUAUAUAAAGUUAUGAAUCUGAAAUUACUAGAAAGGAUUUAAAAAUAUAAUAUUAUUAAAAAUUAGAAUAAGAGUUUUAAUGCAAAUAAACAGAUAUUGAUAUUAAACAUGAUUUUGCUAUGAAAGAAUUAUAAAAAAAAUAUAGAAAUGAAAUGAAAGAAUAAAAAAUAUAAUAUGCAAAUAAUUAAAAACAAUUACAAAAUAACUAUGAAGACAAGUUUUAAAUAUUAUAAAAAAAUGCUGAAGUAUAUUAAGUCUAAUUAGAAUAAAAAACAAAUGAAUUUUUGAAAUUAUCAAGUGAAUAUGAUGCUUUAAUUUAAUUAUAUAAAGAGAGUAAAGAAAAAUAUACUCUUGUUGUUUAGGAUUUAGAAAAUUAAAUUGAAAUAUCAAAAAAUUAAAUUAUACAACUAACAGAAUAAUACUCAAAAUUAAAAGAAGAUCAUGAAAUAACUAAAGCAUAACUUAAAAGUUCUAAAGAUGAAAUUAUUAGAUAAGCAAACGAAAUUUAGAGCUAAUAAAAAGAAAUUAAAUCUCUAUAAUUAAAUGUUUAAAAUUUAGAAAAUAGAAUGAAAGAAAAAGUAGAAAGAUUUUAGAGAUUAUAAGAAUAAAUGAAAGUUGAUCAUAAUAAAUAAAUUUAGAAAAUAAAGGAAGAAAUGGAGAUGCAAUCAGAUAAUAGAAUGAAUUAAUUGUAAAAAAAUGCAUAAGAAUAAUUUGAAUUCUUAAAUAGAUAGAAAAAUGCAGAAAUUGGUAAAUUGAAAGUUUAAUUGGAUUCUUCUAUUAGUAAAUUUGAAUAAUAUGAAUUAAUACAUAAAGAUCACAUAGCUAAGUUAGAUUUAUAAGCAUAAUCUAAAUAGAUGGAAUUUAAUGAGAAAUUAAACAAAUUAAAAGAAGAAUAAUAAGUUAAAGAACUUACAAUAAAAAAUAAGGAUAUAGAAAUAUAAUAAUUAUAAGUUUAAGUUUAAGCUUAAGUUAAUGAUUUUAAAAUUUAAGUUAAAUAAAUAGAAACUAAAUUUCAAGAAGAAAUAAUAUUAUUAAGGGAUGGAGUUGAAAUAUUAAUUAAAUCAGCUAAAAAACCAUUAGAAGAUAAGAUUUUAAAUUUAACAGCAUCUUGUGAAUAAAAGUAAUAUUAAUUAGCUAAUCUAUAAAACUAAUUAAAUUAAUUACAAUCUAAGUAUAUUGAUUCUGAAUAGAAGAGUCAUGAAAGAAUUACUUAAUUAUAAGAUGAAAUGAAUAUGUCUAUAAAUGUUUUUAAUAAAAUGAAUGAUAAUUUAACAUAAAAACUAUAAAAGAUGAUGGAAUAAACAACAUAAAUUUAAUAACACUAUUCUGUAUUGAGUGAACAAAUAUAAACAAGGAAUAAUGAAAUUAUAUCUUUAAAAUGUGAAAUGAAAAAUAAAGAGCUUACAAGAUAAUAGGAGAAUCAUAAACAUUAAAAAGUAGUGAAAGAAUUACAAAUUUAUAUUGGUAAUUAAGAAUAAGAAUUAACAAAAUCUAAGAAUUAAUAUAUAGAAUCACUUGGAAUUACAUAAGAAUUAAAUAAUAAGAUUUAGAAUCUUAAUUAACAAUAUUAACAAGAAAAAACAAAUCUUAUUCAAGAGAUUGAGAAAAAAUAAAAAGAAAUAAUAGAAAGUUAAGAAGAAAUAAUAUUAACAAAAUAAAAUGCAUUAUAAUAGUAGUAAAUAUUAGAAUAGAGAUUAUAAACUUCAUAAACUAAUUUUGAAUAAAAAUUAAAGAUUUUGGAAGAAACUUAAAUAAAAAUAGAAAAGAUUGAUUAAGAAUAAUAAACAGAAUAUUAAUCUAAAAAUGUUUAAUAAGGUUAAGAUAACAAAUUAUUAGUUUAAUUUAAUAAAGAUAAUGAUCCAGAAUAUUAAGAAGAAUUAAUAGAAUUAGAACAAAAAUAUUAGAAAGAGAAGGCUGAAAUGAUAAUAAGAUAUGAAUAAAUAAUUGAAUAAUUAACUUAAUAAGAUGGAAGUGAUCAACAUUAGGAAUAGAGAAAACCCAUAAUAUAAAUAGUUGAAAAAAUAGUUUAUAAAGAAGCACCAAAAAAAGAGGGUCCAAUUUAAGGAUUAGAUGUAAUAGUAAAAUAAUGUUAAAGAGAGUUGGAAGAAGAAAAAGAAAAGGCUUAAACAGAAAGAUAAGAGAGUUAGGCAUAUGUUAAUUAAUUAACUCUUAAAUUUUAGAAUAUUUUAAAAGAGAAUGAGAAAGAAGUAGAAGAUAUGAAUGAAUAGAUUUAACUUUUAAAAAAUUAAAUUGCUUAAUUGAAAAAAGAUAAUAAUAUGUUAAAAUAAGAUAUUAUUGAAUAAGAAUUAAAAUAUCAAUUAUAAAUACAGUAAAUGAAAGAAUAAAGUGAUGUAUAAUUAAAUACAUUAACAGAAACAUGUAAUUAAGAAAUAGAAGAGUACAGAAAGAAAUAUGAAGAGAAAUAUGUUUAAUUUGAAUAAUUAAGAAGAUAAUAUUAAGAAAGAAUGGCAAGACCAGAUGAUACAGAAACUAUUUAACGAUUACUUAAAGAUCAUUAAGAACUUUAUCAUUUAGUUGUAAAUGCUUAUGAUAAAGUAAAAGAAGCAGGAGAUAUAAUUAGAUACUUAGAUUUGGAAGUUUAGAAUUAUAAAAAAGUAAAUGAUAUUUUUGGAGGACCUUAAAUUGCAUCUCAACCACCUCCUAGUUUAAGUACAUAAAAAAUGCUUUAAAGAGUAGCUUAAAUUAAAUAAGAUUUAGAAGUCACAUAAAAUAAAAUAUAAUAAAAAAAAUCUGAUAAUACUUUAGCAAGAGAAAAUACAAAUAAUUAAGAUGAAAGAUAAUUAUCACAUUUAUCAGAUUAUUCAGAAUUAAACUCUAGAUUAUAAUUAGAUUAAAAAUUGCCACCAAAAAGAAAAAAACUACCAAAAAUGAUGACAUCAAUGAGAUCUAAUUUGAGUGAUGCUUAACCAUCUUCUUAAAAUUAAACAUCAAGGGUAGUAGAAGAAAAAUCGGAAGUACCUUUAUUUAAAUUUGAUUAAGAUGAUUAAGUAAUUGUUGAGGCACCAGUAUCAUUUAAUGCUUUUGUAGAUUAAAGACAACAUGGAAGUUAAAUGUCAUAAUAAAGGUAGAAUAAAUAUACAGUUUAUAUUGAAAAAAAGAAAAAAGAUAUGAUUAAUAUUUCUGAUAUUGUUUAAUAAUAAUAAGUAAGUCCAGCAGAAUCAAGAUAUACAAGAAGAAGGCAAGAAUAAUAAUAAUAAUAAUAAUAGUAAUAAUAGCCAAAAAAGUUUGUUCCUUAUUACUUAAGAAAUCCAGAAGUUCAACCCAGAUAUAAAUCUUAAAAAAAAGAUUCUUCUUUUAAAUUUAAUUGA